CAGUUGCCCGGGCAGUCAGGCUCACUGCGCACGCGCCGCCCGGCCGCCGGCCCGCCCUCUUCCGCUCGAGAGCUCGAGAGCGGAAGUAGGGUGUCGUCUGGCGGAGCUGUCUGGAGUGGUGUGUGAGCAGUGGGGUUGGAUGUUUCUCCCCGCCCUGCGCACCAGCAUAUCUCCUGAGCCUGUAAGAACACCAAGGACCGAAGGCUUCACCUUUAGACUCUUUCUCGCAACAUUCCUAGAGUCCGUGGAGCUGGAUCCUCUGACUGGGCCAGAGUAGGGCCUAUGUAUCUGCAGCGAUUCCAGGAGUUUGUGCUGUCAGAGGUGGCAUCUCCAGCAAAGGGCAGUUUGGAAUAUCUCACCUAGUAGGAGUGGGAAAUUGUUGAAGAUUUCUGCAGUGGACUUGCACAGUAACCACAGACAAAUUUUCCUGCUUUGGGUGUUUUCCUGAUAAUGGCGAAGAUGGUGAGAAGAACAUGUGCAUUUUGUUCAGAAGGGGAAGCUGGUUCUGUAAUGUAUAUUGCCAAAGACCGAAAUAUUGCAGCUCAUCAAGAUUGUCUGCUGUUUUCCUCAGGGUUUGUGGAAUCUGAAGAGUAUAACCCAGAAAAUCUGGAUCUAAGGUUUGAUGUGACAUCAGUGUUGAAAGAACUCAAGAGAGGAAAGAGGCUGGUGUGCAACUUCUGUCGCAAGAAAGGAGCCACUGUGGGAUGUGAGGAGAGAGCCUGUCGCAGGAGUUACCACUAUUUCUGUGCACUCUGCGAUGAUGCAGCAAUAGAAACGGAUGAAGUAAAUGGAGUAUACCGAGUGUUCUGCCCCAAACAUGACCCAAGCAGUAGGACCAAUCACUAUGGUGCAGCUAAUAAAAGGAGAAGACACGCAUUGAAAUCUUCCGCCAUCACAGAACAAAUGAGCACAGAAGAGACGGCAGAAGAAAACAGUUUACGAAUACUAAAAAGAAAAAACAACAGACAUAAAGUCCGAAUAGACUUUCUUAGGAAAUGCAAGCAAGCCGGGCUUCUGGAUGACAUAUUUGAAGAAAUGCUAGACACACUUCACCUGGCACAGGAAAAACUGAUGGAUGACAACACUUCAGAAACAGAGUAUGAAGAGACAGUGAUAUCACUCUUUGACUGUGGACUGUUUGAAAAUAUACUGACAAAUAUUCAUUCAGGAACAGAGGAAAAAAUCCAGGAACUUCUGGAAAGCAGGAAAAGACUGGAUAACAAGAUCGAGCUACUGCAGGAGUUAAAAGAAGUCAUUUCUACCCCAGAGAACACUGCUAGUACAUCCAGUACAGCAUCCGAAUAACCCCCCGAGUCUGUCUGUAAUGGUGUCAAUGUUUAGGAUUUUCUAAGGAUAGAAACAGUAGAGCACGUCUGGUCAGUGUUUAAGUAAUUCCCCUGCCCCCCCCC
This is a messenger RNA of Cuculus canorus (common cuckoo), 1409 nucleotides long. RefSeq names its product PHD finger protein 11 (gene PHF11). The transcript has 12 exons. Gene Ontology annotation, cellular component: nucleus. Gene Ontology annotation, molecular function: histone deacetylase binding; histone binding. The coding region runs from base 451 to 1305 and encodes 284 amino acids. The record is from RefSeq and is a predicted model, not a curated record. Lineage: Eukaryota; Metazoa; Chordata; Aves; Cuculiformes; Cuculidae.